AUGACUAAGAAAAGGAGGAAUAACGGUCGUGCUAAGAAGGGACGUGGCCAUGUGCAGCCCAUCCGCUGCACCAACUGUGCCCGCUGUGUGCCCAAAGACAAGGCCAUCAAGAAGUUUGUCAUCCGGAACAUUGUGGAGGCGGCGGCCGUGAGGGACAUCACUGAGGCCAGCGUCUUUGAAUCCUACGGUCUCCCGAAGCUGUACGUGAAGCUGCAUUACUGUGUGAGCUGUGCCAUCCAUAGUAAAGUGGUGAGGAACCGCUCCUGUGAGGCCCGUAAGGACAGGACCCCCCCACCCAGGUUCAGGCCAGCGGCUGGUGCACAAAGAGCUCCACCCAAACCCAUGUAA
Messenger RNA from Knipowitschia caucasica, 348 nucleotides. The record is from the annotation of a GenBank genome assembly. Lineage: Eukaryota; Metazoa; Chordata; Actinopteri; Gobiiformes; Gobiidae.